AAAAGGAAUGGAUUAGGUGGUUUGUGGCGGAAGUGGAUUGGCUCACAGUGGGCCGAGGGGGUUGCGAUGGUGGGCAAGCUAGGGCUUGCGACUAAGCUUGGGGUGCGAUGGAGGUGGUCACGGGUAUGGUUGGUUGUGGACAGAGGGAAUGAGCGUGGUGAGGUGGGGCUUGGUACAACAAUGGGUUGA
Sphenostylis stenocarpa is the source of this 189-nucleotide messenger RNA. NCBI's taxonomy places the organism in Eukaryota, Viridiplantae, Streptophyta, Magnoliopsida, Fabales, Fabaceae. The record is from the annotation of a GenBank genome assembly.